This is a messenger RNA of Ogataea parapolymorpha DL-1, 2043 nucleotides long. RefSeq names its product Saccharolysin. The record is from RefSeq and is a predicted model, not a curated record. Gene Ontology annotation, biological process: peptide metabolic process; proteolysis. Gene Ontology annotation, cellular component: mitochondrial intermembrane space. Gene Ontology annotation, molecular function: metalloendopeptidase activity. Lineage: Eukaryota; Fungi; Ascomycota; Pichiomycetes; Pichiales; Pichiaceae. The transcript has a single exon. Bases 1 to 2043 code for a protein of 680 amino acids.
AUGCCAAAAACCCUGUUCUAUAUUUUACCUGUGGUGUUUGCAAUCUUUGUUUACUGGAGCAUGGACAACACUCAACAACCUUUGGAAUGGGAUCACUCCCCUGAGCAGAUUUUGCAGCUGGCAGAUCAGCUGAUCACAGAGGGCAGGGAGCUCGACGACCUCGUCGCCAGCACCGCGGACAAUGCGUCGUUUAAAAACACCAUCGCGCCAAUUGCCCAUCUGGAAAACGUGCAAGCCAGAAUAUCCAACCAGAUUACUUUUUACCAGCAUGUUUCUGCCUCGAAGGAGCUUCGAGACGCCUCCAACGAGGCCGACAAAAAGCUCAGAGAGUUCAGCAUCGAGUCCGGCCUGCGUGAGGACGUCUACAAGGCGAUCCAUGCUGUCUACGAAAACGAGCUGGACAAAUUGGAGGGGGAGGACAAGAGAUUCUUGGAAAAAGUCCACCGUCAGUAUGAACGCAAUGGAUUGAACAAGCCUGAGAAUGUUCGAGAGCAAAUCAAGAACCUCAAGCAGAAGCUGUCCACUUACGCUCUCGAAUUCUCCAAAAAUUUGGGUGAAGAAACUGAGCACAUUUGGUUCACCAAGGAGGAGCUCGAGGGUGUCCCCGAGGACGUUGUGGCCCAGUUUGAGCAGGAAAACGGCAAGUACAAGAUGACAUUCAAAUAUCCUGACCUGUUCCCUGUUUUGAAGUAUGCCAAGAACCCAGAGACCCGGAAACGGGCGUUUGUGGGCGACCAGAACAAGGUGAAGGAAAACGGCCCGCUUCUGAAACAGGCCGUCGAGACUCGUGCCGAACUGGCCAAACUGCUCGGCUAUGAAAACUUCUCGGAGUAUAUUCUGGAGGAGCGCAUGGCAAAGACACCAAAGACCGUCAUGGACUUUUUGGUUGACCUCAGAGACAAGCUCAAGCCAUUGGGAAAACAAGAAAUUCAGAAUUUGGAGAAGCUAAAGCAAAAAGAGACGGGAGAUCUCGAGUACUAUGUUUGGGAUCACAGAUACUACCACAAUAAAAUGCUUGAGGAGCAGUACCAGGUUGAUGAAAAACAAAUAUCCGAAUACUUCCCUUUGAAGCAGACAAUCGAGCGGAUGUUGGCCAUCUACGAGAAAAUCUUCCAGCUGAGAUUCAAGCAGGUUGAGAACCCAAAGACGUGGCAUUCUGAGGUCCAGCAAUUUUCCGUUUGGAAAACCGAUUCCAAAGAAGAAUUUGUUGGAUAUCUGUACUUUGACCUACACCCACGCGAGGGAAAGUACGGACAUGCUGCCAACUUCGGGCUUGCUCCAGGGUACAUUGACGUCAAGACUGGCAGGAAAGUGUACCCUUCAACCUCACUAGUGUGCAACUUUACACGGGAUCUGGCUAAGAAGCCUUCGUUGCUGAAACAUGACGAGGUGGUCACCUUUUUCCACGAGCUGGGCCACGGAAUCCACGAUUUGCUGGGAGAGACCAAGUAUGCCAGAUUCCAUGGCACCUCUGUAAGCUGGGACUUUGUGGAAAUGCCGUCUCAGCUGCUGGAAUAUUUCUGCUGGAGCAAGGACCAGCUCAAAUUUCUGUCAGGCCACUAUGAAACCGGAGAGGCACUUCCUGAUAACCUGAUAGACUCUCUGAUCAAAUCCAAGAACGUCAAUGGCGCGCUGUUCAACUUGCGCCAGCUGCACUUUGGAUUGUUCGACAUGAGCCUCCACACCUCUGUCGACGGCAAGGUUGACAUGGACCGUCUGUGGAACGACCUGCGUGAGGAGGUAGCUCUGGUGAAAAACGGCGGCCAAACCACCACCGGAUACGCUUCAUUUGGCCAUCUCAUGGGCGGCUAUGCCUCCGGUUACUAUGGGUACCUAUGGUCACAAGUCUUUGCUGCAGACAUUUUCUACACCAAGUUCAAGGAGGAUCCAUUUAACGUGAAGAGCGGUCUGGAGUACAGAAGAAAGGUGCUGGAAAAGGGAGGUUCACAGGAGGAAAUGGAUCUUUUGGUUGAUCUUCUUGGCAGAAAGCCCUCGUCGGAUGCAUUUUUGCAGGAGUUGGGAUUGCAAAAGGCUAGCAACUGA